Messenger RNA from Diceros bicornis minor, 5535 nucleotides. RefSeq names its product calcium/calmodulin dependent protein kinase ID (gene CAMK1D). Gene Ontology annotation, biological process: peptidyl-serine phosphorylation. Gene Ontology annotation, molecular function: calcium/calmodulin-dependent protein kinase activity; calmodulin binding; ATP binding. The record is from RefSeq and is a predicted model, not a curated record. The coding region runs from base 368 to 1525 and encodes 385 amino acids. Lineage: Eukaryota; Metazoa; Chordata; Mammalia; Perissodactyla; Rhinocerotidae. The transcript has 11 exons. Gene Ontology annotation, cellular component: intracellular anatomical structure.
AGGGAGGAGAAGGGAGGCAAGAAAGUAGCAGAAAGUGAGGCUGGCAGCCGGCGGCGAAGGAGCCGGGCGAGCGGCGGCGGCAGGAAGUCUGUGCCCGAGACGAGCAGAAAGAAGAGCCCGAGAGGGAGCGCGGCGGCGGCGAGAGUGAAAGAGGAAACUGCAGAAGAGGAAGCUCUGCCGCAGCCCCGAGUCCUCCGGCUCCCGCGCCGAGCAUCCCCGCGCCGCCCGCCCCAACCCUCCCGGGCCCGCGCGCCGCCGCCCCCUGCGCCCCUGCCGCGGGCGCCCCCUCCUCAGCGCGCCCCCCCGGCCCCGCGCGCCCCCCCGCCGCCCCGCCUGCCGCCCUCCGCGCACGCCGCCCUCGUCUGCCAUGGCCCGGGAGAACGGCGAGAGCAGCUCCUCCUGGAAAAAGCAAGCCGAAGACAUCAAGAAAAUUUUCGAGUUCAAGGAGACCCUCGGAACCGGGGCGUUUUCGGAAGUGGUCUUGGCCGAAGAGAAGGCGACUGGAAAACUCUUUGCGGUGAAGUGCAUCCCCAAGAAGGCGCUAAAGGGCAAAGAAAGCAGUCUAGAGAAUGAGAUCGCCGUCCUGAGAAAGAUUAAGCAUGAAAACAUUGUUGCCCUGGAAGACAUUUAUGAAAGCCCAAAUCACCUGUACUUGGUCAUGCAGCUUGUGUCUGGUGGCGAGCUGUUUGAUCGCAUAGUGGAGAAGGGAUUUUACACAGAGAAAGAUGCCAGCACUCUGAUCCGCCAGGUCUUGGAUGCUGUCUACUAUCUCCAUAGAAUGGGCAUUGUCCACAGGGAUCUCAAGCCUGAAAAUCUGUUGUACUACAGUCAAGAUGAGGAGUCCAAAAUAAUGAUCAGUGACUUUGGAUUGUCAAAAAUGGAGGGCAAGGGAGAUGUGAUGUCCACAGCCUGUGGAACCCCAGGCUAUGUUGCUCCUGAGGUCCUUGCCCAGAAACCUUACAGCAAGGCUGUUGACUGCUGGUCCAUCGGGGUGAUUGCCUAUAUCUUGCUCUGUGGCUACCCUCCUUUUUAUGAUGAAAAUGACUCCAAGCUCUUUGAACAGAUCCUUAAGGCGGAAUAUGAGUUCGACUCCCCGUACUGGGAUGACAUCUCCGACUCUGCAAAAGACUUCAUUCGGAAUCUGAUGGAGAAAGAUCCAAAUAAAAGAUACACGUGUGAGCAGGCAGCUCGGCACCCGUGGAUCGCCGGUGACACAGCCCUCAACAAAAACAUCCACGAGUCCGUCAGCGCCCAGAUCCGGAAGAACUUCGCAAAAAGCAAAUGGAGACAAGCAUUUAAUGCCACAGCCGUGGUGAGACAUAUGAGGAAACUGCAUCUCGGCAGCAGCCUGGACAGUUCAAAUGCAGGUGUUUCGAGCAGCCUCAGUUUGGCCAGCCAAAAAGAUUGUCUGGCCCCCUCCACGCUCUGUAGUUUCAUUUCCUCUUCGUCGGGGGUCCCAGGAGUGGGAACGGAGCGGAGACCGAGGCCCACCACUGUGACGACAGUACACUCUGGAAGCAAGUGACUGGCUCUGGAGGUGGGGCCCGGGGGGCAUGGCCAGGGAAUGGGGCCCCCGGGGGCCACCAGCGCCACCAGCCACUCCAGAGUGAUCCCACCUUGCGUGGUGCGCCUUCCUGCACAGGACUGGAAGACAGAAGUUUUUUUAUGGCCAUAUUUUAUACUGCAAUUCUGAAGUGUUCAUUUCUCACAAACUGUACUGACUCCAGGGAACUGAUUUAACAGGAUCUGGUGCUGUAUAUACGAAUCUUGCAAUGCUGUAUCAGAACCUUCUUUGUCCUCUCCCCAACUCCUGUCUUUUCGGCUCUUCUCAGUAUAGGCAACCGUCUAUGUUGUAUUUUUUCAUUAAUGACAAAAAGAGGUUUCAACUGGAUUAUUUAAGUAUUGGUAAAUAUUUUGUGCAUUAGGGCUUUAUUUUUUUCCUUUUAAGAAAUAUGUCCUUUCGAUAUAUACUUCUUAGUUACAUGACCUGUAUCUUUUGCUUGUCAAUAGUAGAGUUUUAUGUUAACCUUUGAGAGAUUUUUUUUUUUCCCUCUCCAAGGGAAAUUUAAAGGUAUUUUAAAAAAUUCUAACAAGAGGAUCGAGAAGCUGUCUCCAAGGCGAAGAGUGCACUUUACUUCUGUUCCGUCUCUUUCUCUCCCCUUCCUUGGAGGGGCAGCUCUCUAAGAAGACAGCUUAGUGGUUCUGCAGGCCUGUCUUCUCUCCGGAGCAGUUUUGGGAGGGAACCUGCAGACAACCUCUCCUGGCAGCUUCUCCAGCAAACCCCUCGCCAACCGGAGACCCUAGGGACCUCUUGUCCUCAGCGGUCAGAAAUUCAGAAGCCUGCUCCCCCGAGACUAGAGACUAAACUUCAGAGGCUGGACUUGCUGUGAAGAAGAUGCCCACCCAGCAAAGAUUUAAGAGCCCCUUUUAAGGAACAAGGAACAAGAAGGAACAAGAUGUCAUUUAGUUUCAAGUGAACUUCCCACCCAGCUCUCGUUUCUCAUGAGGGGUCCCACACAAAAGCUCUGCUCUCAGCUAUGCAGUUUUAAAAUGAAUCUCUCUCUUUUUUAAAAACGCAUUUCUAAUCUUAUACUUCAAAUGGCCUCUGGCUCACAUAAGUUGUUUCUGCAAAUUUUUACCCUGUUCUUCUGAUGUUAUCGGGGGAAGAGAAAGAAACGGCCUUGGAAAAGAAUCCAUUUAUCUAGGGUGGUGAGGAGAGGUGACCUGCCAAGCAAGCAGGUUACUGGCCACUGCAGUGAUGGCCAGAGAGUACCUCAGCCAGGCCCAGCCAGUGCUGGAAGACGUCCCUCUGACCAGGGAAAUCUGAAACCAAAGACCUAUCAUGGUGGGGUCACCAAAAAUCCCAGUUUGCACAGGUCUGAAGGAUUUCCCGGGAUGUAGGACUUUCAAUGCUAAAACUGGCAAUGUCCCGGGCAAACCGGGCCACGUCCUUUCCCCACGUGGUGGAUAGGUGUGCGGGCUAGAGUGAGCACAGUGUGUAACCCAGGGCAAACCACUUUUCAAGGAGGCUUCAAGGAUGCUGCCUUGGAGAGGCAAGCAGGUGGCUCCAAAUGCCAGCUUUGCAAAAGCCCGCCCUUGGCCCUCCUGCCCACGUAGCGCUGCGAGUCUGCAUUCCGCACAGUCAGCCUCAAGCCCACCGAGUGUCCCUGUAGGUCUGCCUGAUGGUACAACAACUUUCCUGGCUGUUGUCCUCAUGCCCUUCUACAGUUGGCCAGACUCGGCAGGUCUGUGGGUCAAGCCAUCUUUGUCACCUUUGCCUAUGUCCAGGCUAAAUGUUUAGUGAUAACCCCUAACACACACACACACACACACACACACACACGCACACGCACACACGCACAGUGUUACUAGGUUCAGCAGCUCCCUCCUGCCUCUCUUAGGAUGCCAGUGCGGGUAUGUAUAAGAGCAGCCAGAACACAGGCAGCUGGCCAGUAGUUUAAGGCAUUGGCCGGCAUGGCCCUGUGGCCCACCCAGAGCCUUGGCUGGUAUUGAUCCUUCACACUGGAGAAGCCACUCUGGAACCAUCGUUCCAGGGCUGAAGACAGGAGAGCUAGGGUUAUUGCCUCUGUGCUUGCCAGCAACACUCCCUACUUUGUGCAAUUUCCACAGAGCACUGCUGGGUUUCCUUUGGAUACGUGAAAGGAAAGUGAGGGCCAGCAAAGGGCAGCUCCUCCCGCUUCCACAAACAGAAAUAAGAUGUACUCUUUCCCAGGGUCACACAGUCACUUCUGGCAAAUGAAAUGAAGGUCUCUGAUUCAACCAAUGCACGAAACUUUUGCAUGUUCUUCUGAAACAAUACUACUUCCACUUUCUAUCUUCUCACACUCUGCAAAGUUUGCCUUGUCCUUAAACACAUUCCAGACCAAACACUGUUCAGUUUGUUUCUUAAAAAAAAUACUGUACAUACCUGUAUGUAACCCACCACUCUUUUGGGGGGCACCUGGUCCAAGGUUGGGGCUGCAAAUGUACCUGACAUUUGCAAAAAUGCGUUCCAAUCCUCUUAUUUUCAGAGCUGAAAAUGUUGAGAUAGAAAAGGUGAAUUGGGCAGAUUCCCCAAAGGGAACUUAUUUCCCGAAGACGCCAAGAAAACUAGUCUGCAGAUGAGUUAGCUGGAAAACCUCUGCUGUGGACAGCAGGCUGGGAGGGGAAAGAGGAAGACAGAGGCCCACGCCCCAUUCAGCCCGAAGCUUCAUUGUGGUCCCAGUGCAUCCCAAUCUGCAGCCCGGGCGUGGGCGCAGGAGCCCAGCCCCACUGUGAAGUCGGCCCUGCAUGCUGGCCAAGGCCUGGCCUGCCUCCUGCUCUGCGCCCAAUCAGAUGGGAAGGCACAUCAGCCCUUCCCGGCCUUCCCUGCCACCGGCAGCAGGAGCAGCUUGGCUUGUGCCUCUGGGGGACUCCGCUUCUGCAAACACAAAGGCUGUGCAUUUGGCAGCCAAACCCGCAGCAUGUGGCUGCCAGGUCUGGUUUUGCGGACAAAGCAAAGUGUGGAAUGGCUUCUCGGUGUCUGUAUCUUUCUACACCAAAGGGACAAACCGUUGCAUUCACCCUCUGUACUAACGCCGCUUCUGCAUUCGCCGCAUCCAUUUUAAACCUUUUGGUCUCCGGGGAACUUCUCAUAAGAUGAUUAUGUCUUCUGAUCAUUUACCGGAUUAUUUUACUUAGAGGUGAUUUUAUUUUCUUGUGGACAGGAAAAAAGAAAAUGAGAAGAGUGUUUGAGGCUUUAGUCAUAAAGAUAAAACAUCAUGAGGGACUCGAAAGCCCCAAACACUAGAUAAAUUAUUUCUCAAAGGAAAACCUUAAUCUGGACAGACUGAGAUUCCCAGGUCCUCCUGGUAGCCCUGCACUUCGGGGAGCAGGGGUGCUGGGGCAGGGCUGGCAGCCAAGCUUUCAGGAGAGAGAAAGCAGGAAGAGGAGCCUCUGCUUAGAUGACUGUCCUGUACACUGUACAGUGUCCUUCCCAGGGACACUGGCCUUCAGAGUGGCAUCAGACAUGUCCAAAUGGCGACAGGAGAGCCGCAACAGUGUCUCUGUUUUGAAAGAUGAGGUGGCGUGUUUCAGAGAUCAUUUGUCUUAAUCCCAUCUUCAGGUUGGAAGACAUAAAAGGCCUGUCCAGAAUAAAAUUUGGAACAGUUUCUAAAUUGGGUUUAGUCACUACGGGUAACGUUAUUGCCCUUCUUGCAGCACCCCCAACAGUGAGCGUGUUUUCCAGAAGCUACGACGUCAAACCCGGGAACGUCCCCGUGUCUCUUAUUACCAGGCUUGUGAUUGGUUCAAUUUUUCCAUAAAAACAUGCUUGUCCAAAAGAAGGGAAACUGUGCAUUUACUCCAUGCAUGUAGUCAACUCUGCAAGAAGUUGAACCCACCUAGGUUUGCGGCACUGCAAAAUUGUUAAUGGGCCCAUGUAGCAAAUGAUUCUCUGCCUUGACAAUCAUGUACACAUAUCAGGAUUUCUAUCAUAAUGAUAACGAGAUUGAUGACUUCUUGUUUUCCUCCAAUAAAGACAAUUAAUCACCUUCA